GCGCUGUUGGCCUGCGACGUUGCGACUCCGCCGCGGACGUCUCGAGGGCAGCCCCCAACCCGCAUCCCCUCUCCGCACCCCGUCCGCUCUGCGUGACGUGCAUUUGCGCCGGUCACAGUCAUGAAGGGCUUCAGGCAAAGGGUUCAUGAACAGCUCUCACGGGCAAAGGAUAACAAGUCAUCUAAGAAGAAAGACUCGACCUCCGGCACCGCCUCGCCCUCGCUCGGCGCCUCCAACUCGCCCUCCAACUCGGCCCAGCCCACGCCGUCCUCGUCCCAGACGCAGCUCGCAGACGCGCGGAGCAAGAUCCAAUCGCCCGCCGACGGUUCUCCCGGACCCGCAGGCCCACCUCAGCCCGGCCAGUCGGGCGGACCUGCCCCUGCGCCUGCCGGCGCACUGUUUGGGCCCCAGGGCCUGAUGAACGCAGGCGCUGCUGCCACUGCCAAUGCCGGCGCUGCUGGCCCUGGCACCUCCCACAGACUCGGGCAGCCUCUGGCCCCCAGUGUCGUCAUCAGCCCAAGCGCUCCCCACAUCCCUCCUCCAGGUGCCGCUGAGACCAUGCCCGGCGACCUCGCACCCCCGAAGGCUGGCGCCAAAUCCGGCAUUUUCGAUCGUCUACAAGCAACGCCCAAGGACAACAUCGAGGGCGUCAGGACGCCGAAGCGACAGCACUCGUCACGAUUCGACAUCUCCGACCAACGCCAGCGAGAGUUGGAGAAGCUGCCAGGGUUCCACGAAGUGCCCCCGAACAAGCGGGAAGAGCUCUUCGUGCAGAAGAUCGACCAGUGUAACAUCAUUUUCGAUUUCAACGAUGCCAGUGGUGAUAUGAAGUCGAAGGAAAUCAAGCGUCUAGCUUUGCACGAGCUGCUCGACUAUGUCGCCAACAACCGGCAGGUCAUCACCGAGAAGAUGUACCCCCUUGUAGUACAAAUGUUCGCCAAGAAUCUGUUCCGCCCUAUCCCACCUCCCAUGAACCCCCAGGGCGAGGCGUUUGACCCCGAGGAAGACGAGCCCGUGCUCGAAGUCGCAUGGCCGCACAUUCAGGUCGUCUACGAGUUCUUCCUGCGUUUCAUCGAAAGCCAGGACUUCAACACGAACAUUGCCAAAGCAUAUAUAGACCACAGUUUCGUGCUCAACCUCCUUGAACUGUUUGAUUCUGAAGACCCUCGCGAACGCGAUUUCUUGAAGACUACACUCCAUCGCAUAUAUGGCAAAUUCCUCAACCUCCGCUCAUACAUUCGCCGGUCCAUCAACAACGUCUUCUUCCAAUUUAUCUACGAGACUGAGCGGUUCAACGGCAUCGCGGAGCUUCUUGAAAUCCUCGGUUCAAUCAUCAAUGGUUUUGCGCUGCCACUAAAGGAGGAACAUAAGCUCUUCCUCACAAGAGUGCUCAUUCCAAUGCAUAAAGUCAAGGGUUUGAGCAUGUAUCACCCGCAAUUGGCUUACUGCAUCGUUCAGUUUUUGGAAAAAGAUGCUGCCUUGACAGAAGAGGUUGUACUUGGUCUUUUGCGCUAUUGGCCAAAAGUCAACAGCACCAAGGAAGUCAUGUACCUCAACGAAGUGGAGGACAUCUUUGAGGUCAUGGACCCUGCCGAAUUCGCAAAGGUCCAGGAGCCCCUUUUCAAUCAGCUGGCGAAGUCGGUAGCCAGCCCUCACUUCCAGGUUGCUGAGCGCGCACUCUAUUUCUGGAACAACGAGUACUUCUGCAAUCUUGUCAGUGACAAUGUUGAGGUCAUCUUGCCUAUCAUGUUCGCUCCUCUGUACGAAAACUCCAAAGGACAUUGGAACCGAACAAUUCAUGGCAUGGUCUACAACGCCAUGAAAUUGUUCAUGGAAGUGAACCCACAGCUCUUCGACGAUUGUUCGCACGACUACGCGGAAUCUCAGAACAAUGCAGGCCAAAGGCAACAGAGUCGGCAGGAUCGUUGGGACAAGCUUGCCAAGCUUGCUGAGGAUCGUCAAAACGGAAAGAUGGAAAACGCAGGUUCGACGGGCACCAAAGCAGCCUCAACAAUGCGGUUAGAUGACUCGGAUCCGCUCAGCCAAGGUCGACUGGAGAACCUGCGGCUGCAAGACGACGGGUCGGCAUCAAGAGACAAGCGGCCGAAGGAUUACGAGCGAGCGAGCAGCCAGACUUCGGUACGUUGAUUCUCACGUCCUUGGAACUCAGGAUGAGGAUUCUCUGUGGGCGAAUCAAUGUACUCUUAAUUCUAUUCCUAGAUUUCUAGGUCUUCUUCUUGUUCAAGACUUGUAUUAGGUUCAGGUGGAAUCUGACGAUUAUGCUUGCGAUUUCUGCAGCGCCGGC
Messenger RNA from Dothidotthia symphoricarpi CBS 119687, 2305 nucleotides. Its product is annotated as protein phosphatase 2A regulatory B subunit. The record is from RefSeq and is a predicted model, not a curated record. The coding region runs from base 121 to 2148 and encodes 675 amino acids. The transcript is spliced from 7 exons. Gene Ontology annotation, biological process: signal transduction. NCBI's taxonomy places the organism in Eukaryota, Fungi, Ascomycota, Dothideomycetes, Pleosporales, Dothidotthiaceae. Gene Ontology annotation, molecular function: protein phosphatase regulator activity. Gene Ontology annotation, cellular component: protein phosphatase type 2A complex.